Schistosoma guineensis is the source of this 1867-nucleotide messenger RNA. The record is from the annotation of a GenBank genome assembly. NCBI's taxonomy places the organism in Eukaryota, Metazoa, Platyhelminthes, Trematoda, Strigeidida, Schistosomatidae.
GACACAUUUUGAGGUCCAGUUUCGUUACCUCGAAAGCGAAAAGGCGGUAGAGUGAUUAUCUUGAAGAUGGGUUUGUGUGCACAACUUGACAACUGUUUUCCGUCCAGUAUACGUCGUUAUGUAGGACUUAUUCUCUGUAUUCUGGAUUUAUUAUUUUUUGGAGGAUAUCACUAUGGAUUUAAUUCCCUAAUUGGUAUUUACAAAUCCUUGGGUUUAUUCGCUUACAACUGCACACAAUCUGGUUGUAUGUACGACGAAGAUAUGUUUGGAAUCAGCUUUAACGUAUGGUUUGUUUCACAUUUGUGCCUCAUUACAUUGGCCGGAAUAUUUAUGGAUAGAGUUGGAUUGAGACCUUUAAAACUGGUUUCGACGUUAGUGUAUGCUGCCGGUACUGUUAUGUUUGCUUUUACAACUGGCAAAGUGGCACCACUUUUCUUUACUGCUGGUGCUCUGGUUGCACUAAGUAGUAUAUGCAGCCUAAUUUGUAAUCAACAAAUUAGUUCAAUGUUCCCACAUUUUCGUGGAAUAUGCAUAUCACUUAUUUCCGGAGCCUUUGAUUCGAGUACAGUUGUAGCGUAUGCUGUAUCGAAAUAUCACCCCUAUUUUUCACUUCAGUGGUCAUUUAUAUCUUUAUCAAUAGGUUCAUUUAUUAUGGGUUUGUUCAUAGCAAUGUUCAUUCUCACUAUGAAGUCAGUAGAUAUGGAGAAAUUUGCAAAAACUGAAGUAACGAAAUCAGUUUUUCAGUCACGAGAAAGUUGUUUGGAAGAAUCAUCAUCAGUUGAUGUUGACAAAGAACUGUCGAAUGUGAUUGAUGAACGUUUCCCAACACUGAGAAAAUGCAUCUUUUCAGCUUCGUAUGCAUUGAUUAAUUUAUGGAUUACUCUUGGCUUAUUUCGUUUUGCCAUAUUCUUAAGUCAGUUAUACAGACAACUAGUUCAUUUGUUUCCAACAGAUAAAAAACUAGUUGAACAUCUGUUAGAAGUGUCUUCAGUUUUCUCAAUGUGCGGCUUUUUCGCAGCACCUGUUUCUGGAUUAAUUAUUGAUUUUUCUUUGAGGUGUUCACGUGAUAAAGUGGCAAAUAUACUGAUUAGUAACAAAUUCAAUGUAUCUAAUAGAAAAAUGUAUUAUAAUUACAUUAGUGGCUUAGUACCUGCAAUGACAAUAAUGUCCAUAUUUGCUGUUAUUUUAAGUACAAUGAUGUUUAUUCCCAACACGGUUGCAAUUUAUACAGCAUUUGUCUGUUUAGUUAUUGUUCGAUCAUUAAUGUUUAGCGCAUAUGUCAGUUAUUUGUUGACAGGUUUUCCAAUACGUUAUUUUGGCACAUUAAAUGGUAUUUCAAGUGUCAUAUCUGGUUUAUUCAGUCUGUUACAACAUAUUUUUCUGCACACAAGCGGUACUGUGGCUAACUCAGUGUCGAUGGCAGCGUCUAUCGGUUUAUUUAUUACACCUUUUGUACUACUGAUGUUAAGACGUUAAAUAUGUUUUGCAAAAGGUUAAUUUAUGGGUUUCUGAUUUAUUUAUUUCAAAUAUUUUACAAAACUAACUAUGAUUGUUCCACUUAGCUUUUGUUUUUGUUCCACUUGCACAUAUUUAAUCAAAUGGUUCAUCUAAUCCUCCCUCCCUUGAUGCCCUCUUCCAAAACUGCCCAUUUUUGUGCUUCAUGCGAGCAUGAAUUUUGUGACAUUUAAUUUUAAUUUUAAAAAAAAAUAUAAAUAAGUGAAUGAGAAAAGCAAUAAAAUUUUGUACCGAUCUCUCUGGGAUUUCAAUCUAAUUAUCGUACUGCUUACGUGAUUUCUAACCAAUUAUUCACAAUAUUUUUCAGCCGAAACAUAUUGAUGGGUUCAAUAAACAUUGUUUUGAAGUCUUU